Molecule: messenger RNA, 1144 nt
Organism: Ceratosolen solmsi marchali
Lineage: Eukaryota; Metazoa; Arthropoda; Insecta; Hymenoptera; Agaonidae
Product: glycine-rich cell wall structural protein 1
Exons: 3
Coding region: 80-1051 (323 amino acids)
Biological process (GO): chitin-based cuticle development
Cellular component (GO): chitin-based extracellular matrix
Molecular function (GO): structural constituent of chitin-based larval cuticle
Source: RefSeq, a predicted model, not a curated record
GCGAGAGUCUGGCCGUAUAAAAGGGGGCCUCAAGACAACUACGGAGCAUCAGUCCUCAAAUCAAGGAACAGCAGCAACCAUGAGGGCAUUCAUGAUAUUGGCGCUCGCCAGUGUGGCGCUCGCACGACCCGAAGCCGGGUACUCGUACCAGCAACCAAGUGUACCAAGUGGUAGCUACGGCGCUCCGGGAGGCUCUUUCGGAGGUGGCCACUCAGGCGGCGGCGGUGGCGGUGGCGGCGGCGGCGGUGGUAGCAUCGGUGGAUUCGGUGGAGGCGGCCACGGUGGUGGCGGCAGCAUCGGCGGAUUCGGAGGCGGUGGUCACGGAGGUGGAAGUGGUAUCGGCGGUUUUGGAGGCUCCGGACACGGAGGCAGUGGUGGAUUCAGUAGCGGCGGAUUCGGAAGUGGAGGCGGCGGUGGAUUCGGAAGCGGAGGCGGCGGCGGCGGCGGCGGCGGCGGCGGCGGCGGCGGCGGAUUCGGAAGCGGCAGUGGAGCCGGUUUCGGAGGUGGCACCCUCAUUCAGAAGCACAUCUACGUCCACGUGCCUCCACCAGAACCCGUCGAAGACCGACCACUUCGUACAUCGCCUGCCCUUGCCCCGGCCCAGAAACACUACAAGAUAAUUUUCAUUAAGGCCCCGACUCCACCAACCCCCGCUGCUCCCAUUAUCCCAGCUCUGCCAGCACAGGACGAGCAGAAGACCCUCAUCUACGUCUUGGUGAAGAAGCCCGAGGAUGCACCCGAAUUCAAUCUGCCCACAGUUGCACCAACCCAACCAAGCAAACCUGAAGUUUACUUCAUCAAAUACAAGACUCAGAAGGACGGAGGUAGCGGCGGCAGCGGAAUCGGCGGAAUCGGCGGAAUUGGCGGAAUCGGCGGAAUUGGCGGCAUCGGUGGUGGUGCUGGUCACGGAGGACUCGACGGUGGACUGGGCGGUGACAGCGGUCUCGGCGGUCACGGCACCGGUGGUCACGGAUCGGCUAGCUCCGGCAGCGGAACCUCGUCCGGGCUGAGCUCGAGCUACGGGGCCCCGGGAGCCUCCGGACCUUACUAGUCAAUUCCCCAGCACUUUCCUCCCGGCUUCUUCUCCGCCCAGCUUCCUCAGCAGUAACACCACGACAGGCACUACCACGACAACCCCCUCACC